Ailuropoda melanoleuca (giant panda) is the source of this 1089-nucleotide messenger RNA. It is a transcript of the gene GMNN, whose product is annotated as geminin DNA replication inhibitor. Gene Ontology annotation, biological process: negative regulation of cell cycle; negative regulation of DNA replication. Lineage: Eukaryota; Metazoa; Chordata; Mammalia; Carnivora; Ursidae. Gene Ontology annotation, cellular component: nucleus. The record is from RefSeq and is a predicted model, not a curated record. The coding region runs from base 145 to 843 and encodes 232 amino acids. The transcript is spliced from 8 exons.
GGUCACGUGGCUGUCGUGGCAGGCGGGCGGAGUUCACAGGCUUUUCCAGCGGCCGUGGACCGUGUGGAAGGUGCUGCUGUUACAGCUCCUGCGUCCGCUACGGGACUGACCGCUCCCGUCCGAUAAGUGUGAAGGAGGUGUAUAAUGAAUCCCAGUAUGAAGCAGAAACAAGAAGGAGUCAAAGAGAAUGUAAAGUUGGCAUUUGUUCUUCAGUGCAAGAGUGAGAUAAUAAUCAGCAGUAGAAGCCGUCCCGUGGGAAAGAAUAGUCCUGUCCCAAGAAGAACUCUGAAGAUGAUUCAGCCUUCUGCAGCUGGAUCACUUGUGGGAAGAGAAAAUGAGUUGAUUAAAGGCUUGUCCAAAAGGAAACAUUGGAAUGAUCAGUUACCAUCUAAGGCUUCCAGCUCUGGACUUGUUAUUGUCCCAGAACAUAGUGAAAACAAAAAUUUUAGUGAAGUUACUCAAGAAGCGUUUGAUCUAAUGAUUGCAGAAAAUCCAUCCUCUCAAUAUUGGAAAGAAGUGGCAGAAAAACGGAGGAAGGCUCUCUAUGAAGCACUUAAGGAAAAUGAGAAACUUCAUAAAGAAAUUGAACAAAAGGACAGUGAAAUUGCCCGCCUGAAGAAGGAGAAUCAAGAGUUGGCAGAAGUAGCAGAGCAUGUGCAGUACAUGGCGGACGUGAUAGAGAGACUGCAUGAGGGACCCCUGGGUAACUCUGAAUCACCCGUCGGUCAGGAACGUGACUGGGAAGAGGAAACCGGCGAGGUCUCGGACGUGGAAGACGCAGAUGUGGGCACGUGUGCUGAAGAAGCCGUGCCUUCCUCUACAGGUGCAGAGCCGGCUGUGUGAAGGUCAUUCAUAUGUGACCUUGAGGAAUUUACAGCCCGAGUUGACCUCCACUAGAGUUCUUUGUAGCAGAGCAAACCACUGUGCACUGCAGAGUUGGAAUCAAACCUCCUUGUUUGAAUCCUGGGACCCCGUUGUAUUAAAAUACAAAUACUAUGUAUUUUUGAUCUAUGAUGUUUUAUGUAAAUAGCAUUUUCUCAGUGGUGAGACAUGGCUUGUGUGUAUGAUAAAUAAACGUCAGCUUGUUGA